AUGGGUGACUGGAGCUUUCUAGGGCGGCUGCUGGAGAAUGCUCAAGAACACUCCACUGUGAUUGGAAAGGUUUGGCUGACCGUCCUCUUCAUCUUCCGCAUCUUGGUGCUUGGGGCAGCAGCUGAAGAGGUUUGGGGGGAUGAGCAGUCGGACUUUACUUGUAACACGCAGCAGCCUGGUUGCGAGAACGUCUGCUACGACGAGGCCUUCCCCAUCUCCCACAUCCGCUUCUGGGUGCUGCAGAUCAUCUUUGUCUCCACGCCCACCCUCAUCUAUCUGGGCCAUGUGCUGCACAUUGUCCGCAUGGAGGAGAAGAGGAGAGAGAGGGAGGAGGAGCUCAGAAAGGCCGGACGGCACCAGGAGGACCACGACCCUCUCUAUCACAACGGAGGAGGAGGAGGCGGGAAGAAGGAGAAGCCGCCAAUUCGUGAUGAGCAUGGGAAGAUCCGAAUCCGUGGAGCGUUAUUGAGGACCUACAUCUUCAACAUCAUCUUCAAGACUCUGUUUGAGGUGGGCUUCAUCCUGGGGCAGUACUUCCUCUAUGGCUUCCACCUGAGGCCGCUCUAUAAAUGUGGCCGCUGGCCCUGCCCCAAUACUGUGGACUGCUUCAUCUCCAGGCCCACUGAGAAGACAAUCUUCAUCAUUUUCAUGCUGGUGGUUGCUUGUGUCUCUCUGGUCCUCAACCUGCUGGAGAUCUACCACCUGGGCUGGAAGAAAGUUAAGCAGGGGGUCACCAAUGAGUUUGCACCCGACCGUGGGCUGCUGCUGCCGGGCGGAGAUGAGCCUGGAGAUGCGGAGACGAUCCCUGAGCAGACCUCUCCGUCAGUGCUCAACUGUUUGCCGGCGUACGCCAGCGUGAACGUGGUGGGGGCUGAGGGCGGAGCCUACAGUCCAACUGAAGCCUCCCUUGCAGUGAGCUCUGUGCCUGCCAGACACAAGAUGAACGGCACAGAGUUCCACCCAGACGACUUCCUGUUGGAGGCCCUGCCCACUUCUUUUUACGAGGAGGCGGCGCCUUGUAUGGUCCCACAUGACGACUUCAUCGUGGUCACCAGGGCGGAGAUGCAUCAGCCUCCUGCUGCCGCUCCUGCGAGAGACAUCCGGAAGCCAAGUCGGGCCAGCAAGAGCGGCUGCGUCCGAGCUCGUCCCGAUGACCUGGCUGUGUAG
Messenger RNA from Cottoperca gobio, 1167 nucleotides. RefSeq names its product gap junction alpha-3 protein-like. The record is from RefSeq and is a predicted model, not a curated record. Gene Ontology annotation, molecular function: gap junction channel activity. The coding region runs from base 1 to 1167 and encodes 388 amino acids. Gene Ontology annotation, biological process: cell-cell signaling. The transcript has 4 exons. Gene Ontology annotation, cellular component: connexin complex. NCBI's taxonomy places the organism in Eukaryota, Metazoa, Chordata, Actinopteri, Perciformes, Bovichtidae.